Messenger RNA from Bombus impatiens (common eastern bumble bee), 2028 nucleotides. RefSeq lists its product as uncharacterized. NCBI's taxonomy places the organism in Eukaryota, Metazoa, Arthropoda, Insecta, Hymenoptera, Apidae. The transcript is spliced from 5 exons. The record is from RefSeq and is a predicted model, not a curated record. The coding region runs from base 532 to 1836 and encodes 434 amino acids.
UCGUUGUACGCUUCAAACGGCCAACUGAUCCAUCGAUUUGAAUCGUACGGUCGUAUUAACGUCUCAUAAUAGUCGUUAAUACGACAAACAAAUCGGGGCGCAAGUAACGUCCUUUCGUGAUAAUCGGUGUGCUAGACGAUCGACGCUCGAAUCAGUAACGAUCGAAUUUUCGUUGGAACUAACAGCACGCGACUCGGUUUUCACGAUUCUUAAAUUAGUCGUUAUUCGACGUGGAUUCGCGUUCGCGCACGCUGCCUCCGACGGCUUGCAUCGGUUCGUUUUCAUCUCGAAACAGAGAAAACCGAAAAUACACGGUUUGACGUAGAACGGGCGUUACGAGUAAGCAAACGAGCAAAAUCUAUCUUGUAUUUGUUUCCUUUCGUCUCUACACCGCGAAACGGAUACCUCGGCGGUUGACUUCGUUUAAGAACAACUUCGAUUCCACUAAUCUCAGCUUGCGGUCCAAUUCCACGCGAGUUCUUCGCAAUUCGAGCGAAACGGCCCUUUCUCCCUCAUCGUCUUCCCUUCUAGAUGAGUCGCAGGAAGAUUCUUGGAAGAGCUUCGCUUUCGUUUCCCGCGGUCGACGGUAUUCUCGACGUGGAUCAAAUUCUGCAAACGGAUCCGUGGAAACAGAUCGACGAUUUCGUGCAAGAAAACUUUACGCAAGAUAUCUUGAACGAGUUUAACGAACGGCUGAGGCUCGAACCGAAACUCACCCCCGUAGAUAAUUCGACGCCGGGGAAAAGACGAGCGACAUCGUCCGGAAGAUCGCCUCGUAACCGUGGAGCGAGUCGAACGAACGAAGAAAAAUCGCCCAAGAAGAAAUUGGAUGAUCAGCCGCAGUUGGAAGAUGUCCCAAAAGUAACCGUGAAGAAAUCGAGAGCAACGAUACCCGAUAAAAGAAGCGGAAAGUGUAAAAACGAGGAAAAGCAGAGAAUCGUCGACGAUCCGUCUGGGACGAAACGACAACGCGAAGCGGAAAAUACAGAUUCGAUGAACGAUCAAAUGGAAAAUACGGCAAAAGACGCGACCACGAAAUCCGCGAAUCUGUCGAAGAGCGCGGAUUUAAAGUCACCGUUUAGAACAAGUACGCCGAGACGCGACGAAGCUUCCGAACAGGACAAUCUCAUCGGCAAGGACGCUACCACUGAUACGGAGCGCGAUAUUUCGGCGUCUAAUUCUUCCGUGAGGAGUAACGCUUCGACGAACUACUGCAGCGCGAGAGAUGCUUGCGUGACAAAGGAUGUAGACAACAAUAAUAAUGCCGCUACUAAGAAGGACGAGAGUAAGGAGGAAAAGGUAAAAUGCAAGCAUAAAAAGACGGAGAAAGCAAAGAAAAAGAAGAAGCGUGGAAGUAACAAAACAUCGGACCUAUCGAUGAAGACAGCGUCAAGAUGCAAGAAACACGAUAAAGAUGUGGCAACGGCAGAGACGAAGCGGAUCGGAAAAGAGAAGCAUUUACUGAAACAAUGCCGAAGACGUUACAAAGGAAAGAUACGACGGAUCGAAAGAAAAGUAGAUCGGACCAUGGAAACGUAUAUUCAUCACGUCACACGUAUAAUUAAGAAAAUGGGUUAUUUACCAGAAGACAGUUCGUGCUCCGAGGACGACGACAGUUAUUCCGAUUGCUCCGACGAAUCGUCUUACUGUAGUUCCUAUUGUUCCGAUAGUUGCUGUUCCUAUUGUUCCGAUGGUUGCUAUUCCGUUUGCGACUACUCGGAGUACUCUCUGUUUUCUUGUUCUUGUUCUUCUUCGUCUUCUUCCUCUUCCUCUUCUUCUUCCUCUCCUUCCUCUUCUUCUGCGCGUGGACUCUUGUCCCGGUCGAAAGCAAAGUGAAUACACUACGGAUUAAUGAUUUAUCGAACUAAGUUUUUACAGAUGAAAUUAAUGUUGAUCGAUCGUUAAUUUUCUCGUAAAGUCGUUUACCUUUAAAUCCAAUUUAUCGAGUCAACGCGAAAUUAUAUGUAUGUGAAUGUUUGUCCGAAUCAGAGGUAUAUAAAUAAAGAAUUUGCUACAUAUUCCCGAAAA